Fibroporia radiculosa is the source of this 645-nucleotide messenger RNA. RefSeq lists its product as uncharacterized. The transcript is spliced from 4 exons. NCBI's taxonomy places the organism in Eukaryota, Fungi, Basidiomycota, Agaricomycetes, Polyporales, Fibroporiaceae. The coding region runs from base 1 to 645 and encodes 214 amino acids. The record is from RefSeq and is a predicted model, not a curated record.
AUGUCUAAACAUUUCUGCUGCUGUAUCCCCGUCCGCGCAGGAGUUUUCAUCUUCUCUCUGCUGUCAUUCCUCGCUACUGGUAUCGUCGCAGGCGCGUCGUGGUAUAUUCUCCAUGAAAUCUUAAUCAAGGCGACAAACUGGACAAAUGUCUCGGAGCACACGAAAAUCAUCGUCGCCGUCGUAGCAAGUAUAUUCACGAUCAUGUCCAUCGUCUCACUAUUCGGCUGGUUCGGUGCAAUCUCCGCCAACCGCCGGUGGGUCAAGGGCUAUUCAUUCAUGAGCUGGAUCGUUUUCUUCCUCUACCUCGGCUCGUCCGCGCUUUUGCUCUACGCCGUCUUCAGCGAGAAGGAGCUCACUGGCGACUGUGUCAACGUCGACGAGAACGGGAAUGUCAAUGUCGAUAAUUGCACAGAGCACCUCACCACUGGAGCCAAGAUCGCGCUCACGGUGCUUGUCGCGUUUGGUAUCCUGGCUCAUUUCUAUGUCGUCUUGAUCAUCAAUCGCUACGUUCAGCAGCUCGAUGAGGAUGGUAACGCAUGGCAGGGCCCGUACAAGCUCACGACCACAGACAUGAACCAGGGCCUCCUCAACACGCAAGCGUCAUAUCCAUACUCCGAACCCCAGCACAGCUACGGCAACGCAUGA